GAUUCCUUCCUUUGUCAUUCUCUCUCUCUCUCUCUCUCUCUCUCUCUCUCUCACCUCCAUUUAAACUUUUUCAACCAGAACUUCUCUACCUUUAUCACGAGUUCUCCCUGAAAAUGGCUGAAACCAAAAAAAACAAAAAAGCAACCCCCAAAAUCAAAAGCCCUAACACUCUGAUUCAUUCUCUAUAGGAAUCAAUUAAAGCCACUUCCACCUUUCUUUUGUCGGUGCACCAAACUCAACUUUCUCUCUCCUCUUCCUCGCUUCCGGCGUGAUUCAAGAAACUUUCUGAAUCGCCCACAUUAUGAUGGAUCAUAGCUAUUUAUUGUCUUCAUUGUCACUUAGAUGCGAUAAACCUAGAUUUGAUUAUAUUCGGUUGCGAUUUUUUCCGUGAUUUAGGUCGAUGUUUCAUGGAGUUUAGCUGAAAUUUAACUCGUUAGAUUUAGGGUUAUAUAAUGGAGGACAUUGGAUUGGUUCAGCAAGGUUGGAAAUGGCUGCAAUCGCAGAAGAAGGCGUGUUCAGUUGCGAAAACAACGGCUAGUUGUAUGAGAGAUCGGGUUUGGGGAGCCAUUGAUAGGCAUUGGCCAAUGCUUUGCAAUGGUUGCAAGAAAUCAUGGGGAUUUGUGGUUAUGCUCUUGGUUUAUUGGAAGGAUAGCUUUUUUACGGGUUUUCAAUCGUUAUUUGGUCUUCAAUCGGCGGCGUUGCUGGUUAUUAUGUGGAGUUGUUUUUUGAGCUUGACCUCCAUUUCUUGUUUAGUUUAUGUCUUGAUUAGCAUGGCAGUUGCUGGAGUUGCUGUUCAAUACUUGGGCUAUACUCCUGGGAUUUUUAUUGUAGGGCUGUUUGCUAUCUUAAUUUUGUGGAUGUAUGCUAACUUCUGGAUCACUGGAAUAUUGUUCGUAGUUGGAGGUUAUUUGUUUUCCCUAAAUCAUGCACGAUUGGUGGUCCUGAUGGCAUUGCUGUAUUCUAUAUAUUGUGUGAAAGUACGAAUAGGAUUGGCUGGCCCUUUCCUUGCAAUUAACCUAGCCUUCUUGUCAAAUGAUGCUUUUAAUUAUCUGUUGCAAUGGUGUGAUACUCUAAAUGAGAGUACGCGUUUCGAGGAGCACAAAGGAUCAGAAGCAUUUACAGAGGAUAACUUUUCUGGAGAAUGUGAAUUUUCAAUUCCAUCUGAUGAAUCUGAAGAGCAGUCUGCGACUACUUCAGCUGGAAAAACAGCCAGUAAAACAUCUAGUAGAACAACUUCUAAUACUACAGCGGUUCUGAAAAAUCAGAAAGAAGUUUCUCCUAGUCAGGUGGUCAAAGAAGACAGAUGUUCAUCAAUUGAAAUGAAAAGGAUACUCAGCAGUGCUGAUCACUAUGAAGCAUUGGGAUUUUCGCGCCACAAGAAGAUUGAUGCUGUAAUUUUGAAAAAGGAAUAUAGGAAAAAGGCCAUGCUUGUGCAUCCUGAUAAAAAUAUGGGAAGUCCGCAAGCGAGUGAAUCAUUCAAGAAGCUUCAGUGUGCUUAUGAGGUAUUAGCGGAUUCUACCAAGAGAAGAGAUUAUGAUGAACAACUGAGGAAGGAGGAAUAUAAGAACAUCUCCCAAAAGUCUCCUAGCACUUCAAAUCAGGAAGCACGUGAAUUUUUCACAGAGGAAUCAAGGCGGAUACAAUGCACAAAAUGUGGCAAUUCACACAUAUGGGUUUGUACUAAUCGGUCUAAGGCCAAGGCAAGAUGGUGUCAGGAUUGCUGUCAAUAUCAUCAAGCUAAGGAUGGAGAUGGUUGGGUUGAAUACAAAGGAUCUUUGGUUUUUAGUGGACCUCAAAAGAUAGAAAUUCCACGUGCCUUUGUGUGUGCUGAAAGUAAGAUAUUUGAUGUGUCAGAAUGGGCCAUCUGUCAGGGGAUGGCUUGUAGACCCAAUACCCAUCGUCCAAGUUUCCAUGUAAACAUGGUUGGUUUGGAGAAGACAACUCGCUCAAAUUCGAGCAGAUUUCCUUGGGGAUUGGAUGCAGAAAUGAUGGAUGAAGAUGAAGAAGAGUUUGAGUUGUGGCUUCAACAGGCUCUAGCCUCCGGUCUCUUUUGUGAGACUUCAAAGCGACGAAAGACCUGGAGUCCAUUCAAACUAAACCAAAAAAAGAAGCAAUGGCGGAGAUCAUCUUCUGGAUUGACUUAAAACAAGAACUGAUUGUGAUGGUUAUUUGUGGUUACCAGCUCGUUAAUCAAUGAAAUGAUUGGUUAUCGAUUUUGGCAAUUUGUCACAAGGCAUUGGCUGUGCCUUAGCCUCAGCAACAUAUUAUGAGAAGAGGAUGGCUUUGGUUGGGGGGUAGUGUUGUACCAAGAAAGUGAAAAAUGAGUCCCGGUAUCAGUUUGACCCUUCCAACAUUGUAAAUAUGGAUGCAAUUCUAUGCAGCUUUGCUUUUCCUUGCCGAGAUUAGCUUGGUUGCGUUGCGGAUGGUCGAUGAUAACCCCAUGAGAGCAGUAUGCGUGGUUCGCCAAUGCUGCACAAUGUGCCCGCUGUACAUUAUUGAAAUUGUAAAAGAUGAUGUAUUAGUGUUGUAAUAAAAAAAAAGGAAGAACAAGACGAAGUUUUCUUCAAAAAGAACAUAAAAUUAUCAUAGUAGGCAGUCUAAUUUUAACAAA
This is a messenger RNA of Beta vulgaris subsp. vulgaris (sugar beet), 2611 nucleotides long. RefSeq lists its product as hypothetical. The coding region runs from base 453 to 2144 and encodes 563 amino acids. NCBI's taxonomy places the organism in Eukaryota, Viridiplantae, Streptophyta, Magnoliopsida, Caryophyllales, Amaranthaceae. The record is from RefSeq and is a predicted model, not a curated record. The transcript is spliced from 9 exons.